UCUGUAUGUGCGCACGCAUAAGACAAUGUAUUAGCUUGCGAUUGCGUUUGUGUGUGUACAUGCGCGUAUGUGAGAGUAGUUUCAAGCGAGGAUUUUUAAAAAUGAAGUAACGUUUUUUUUCUCCCUUAGUCCUCUACUCCUUGCUUUUCAUUGGAGGAAAUUUGGUCAGCUGACAUUGUCAUCUUGUCCAUCCUAGAGUGAGGCUUUAGCAACAACAUUCGGCUUUGUACCUUGUGUCUUUAUUGGUGUCUAGAAAUACAUUAUAAAGAAAUCAUUCAGCGUGCCGGUAUUAAAAGAUAGACUGACAGAGAAAAAAAGAGAGUGACUUAGUGUGAGAGAGGGAGAAUAGAGAGAGAGGUGAGAUUGUAAGGGAGGGAGGGAAAGAGAAAGAGGGAGCAAGGGAGAGAGGCAAGGUAUGAAUUCGUAUUUCGCAAACCCGUCGCUCUCAUGCCAUUUAGCUGGUGGUCAAGAGGUUUUACCUAACGUGGCCCUAAACUCAACUACCUAUGACGCUGUUCGACACUACUCAUCCUACGGAGCCGCUGUGGCCCAAAAUCGGAUAUAUUCCUCGCCUUUCUAUUCGCCCCAAGACAACGUAGUGUUCGGCUCGAGCAGGGGACCGUACGAGUAUGGUUCCAACGUGUUUUACCAAGAUAAGGACGUGCUGCCCAGCUGUAGGCAGAGCAGUUUGGGACAAGGUGCACAAACCUCACUCCCUCAGGAUUACCCGUCUGAUCCGGGCAGGAACGGCUCGCAGGAACAGAAGGGGAACAUUCAGAUCUUCCCGUGGAUGCAGCGGAUGAACUCUCAUAGCGGAGUUGGAUACGGUUCUGACAGACGAAGAGGCCGACAAAUUUACUCCCGGUACCAAACUCUAGAACUCGAAAAGGAAUUCCAUUUCAACCGCUACUUGACGAGACGCAGACGUAUCGAAAUCGCCAAUGCACUCUGUCUCACCGAACGUCAGAUAAAAAUCUGGUUCCAGAAUCGCCGGAUGAAAUGGAAAAAGGAAAGCAAUCUAACUACGACUCUCACCGAAAGUGGUUCGGCAGGGGUGAGUCAAGACACGGGUAAAGAGGACACAGAAGAGGCGACAGAAGAGAAGAAAGAAUGAACGAGUUCCUAACUUACUAUAUGCAUCAAUCCGCCGUUCUGUGAGGAUAACUUAACUACCUAUCAAGUAGCCUACCUAUCAACUAUUGUUUGGCACAAUAAAGAAACUAGUGUAUUAAAAUAUGUGGCUGCGUUAAAUGCAAUGUGGACGAUACAUAUCUUCAGACAUCAAUGUUUGCCUUUUUAAUUUCUUUCUGUAUUGGAUAUGAACAUUUCACCGUGACCAAAUCAUUUAAUUCCUUACUUGACAUUCCCUUAUAUACCCAAACUGUGUGUAACGCGAAGACAUUCAUCAUUAUAUGUUCUUAAAUGCUCUUUGACAGCAAAGAAAAACAGUGGUUCUCAGAUGUCUAUACACCUAUGAUGUUGGCAAUAUGUUUUACAAAAGUAAUUGUCAUAAGAUGUGAAGGAAGGUAUAAGCUUUACAUCCGCUUUAGUAACCCAUUUAUGUUUUUUUCGUUUUGCUGUUUUGUUGUACGAAAAAACUAUGCUAAAUAAUAACGACUCACACUACCUAAAUUGUUGAUAUGUUUGUAAAUAUAUGUAUAUCUAUACUACACGCCUUAGUCCUGUGAGAGCAUUCGUCCGCAUCCCGCACCUUCUUUGUGUUAGCUAGCCUACUUUAUUUAUGUUUAGAUAUGUACCAGUAGGCUAGCCUACAUUGAGUAUGUGGUCAAAUCAUAACUGACCGAUGUGGCUUGAAUUGUAGCGUUAGUUGAAAAUCCGAAAUAAAACAAUAACAGUGAUGAAGGCUAUGAAAUUCACUUCAAGUCAUAUUUAA
This is a messenger RNA of Oncorhynchus masou masou (cherry salmon), 1894 nucleotides long. Its product is annotated as homeobox protein Hox-C6-like. Gene Ontology annotation, cellular component: nucleus. The transcript is spliced from 2 exons. Lineage: Eukaryota; Metazoa; Chordata; Actinopteri; Salmoniformes; Salmonidae. Gene Ontology annotation, molecular function: DNA-binding transcription factor activity, RNA polymerase II-specific; RNA polymerase II cis-regulatory region sequence-specific DNA binding. Bases 416 to 1114 code for a protein of 232 amino acids. Gene Ontology annotation, biological process: anterior/posterior pattern specification; regulation of transcription by RNA polymerase II. The record is from RefSeq and is a predicted model, not a curated record.